AUGCCUGAGAAACAACUAAAGACCCGCGAGGAGAUCGUGGCUGACUUUGAGAAUGAGCUUAUUGAGCUUCACGGGAUGACCGUCACCGUCGACGGCCACCCGCCGUUGGAGUUUUCGCGCGACAUGGAGCCGAUGCCCCAGCGCCUCCACUUUAUCUUGCCGGAGUACCUGACCUACACGUUGACGGUGCGGUUUAAGACACCCAAUAAGCAAUUGCUGAAGUUGCGGUACAAGCAGCUGGUGAAGAAGGCCGGGAUGACGCUUAACCUGAGAGAUGAGCACUUGUGCGACUCUACUAAUCUUGAGGAAAUGCACACGGUGACGUUGCCUCCGGAAACCUUACCUGGUGGUACCUUCCUCAGAGGCGUGUACCCGGCUACCCUGAAGUUUUUGGAGGACGACGAACCGGUGCUCCGGUGCAAAUGGACCAUCGAGUUGGUGAGUAAGAAGCACGCCCCCGCCAUUGGCGGAUACGAAUAG
Molecule: messenger RNA, 480 nt
Organism: Diutina rugosa
Lineage: Eukaryota; Fungi; Ascomycota; Pichiomycetes; Serinales; Debaryomycetaceae
Exons: 1
Coding region: 1-480 (159 amino acids)
Biological process (GO): Rho protein signal transduction
Cellular component (GO): membrane; cytoplasm; cytosol
Molecular function (GO): protein binding; Rho GDP-dissociation inhibitor activity
Source: RefSeq, a predicted model, not a curated record